This is a messenger RNA of Bursaphelenchus xylophilus (pine wood nematode), 3055 nucleotides long. NCBI's taxonomy places the organism in Eukaryota, Metazoa, Nematoda, Chromadorea, Rhabditida, Aphelenchoididae. The record is from the annotation of a GenBank genome assembly.
AUGCCCUGUAAAGGUGAAGAACUCUGCGAUGAAGUAACUACAGAGCAGGGUCAUCACGAGGAGGUCAGUGUGGCAUCAAGACCGGAGCAUCCUUCGUCUCCGAUUGCAUUGAAACCCACGCAACCAAUUACAAUUCCAGGAUCAGAGUUGUCUCCUUCUUUGGAUGAUACCUUGAACAGUUUUGUUGAUAUGAGUUUACGGAAUAUGAAUCCCAGUGAGAAUGGAGGCAGUGUCAGAAGUAAUGAUCUUGAGAAAAGGCCAAAAGAAAAUGGAUCUUCAAUUUCGGAUAUGGUAAGUUUUCUUUUUAUUCGAUUAUUGUUUGUUUAAACUUCCUAUUUGUUUUGUUUACAGAAUAGAACUACUUUAACCUGGGAGUCGGUUAAUUCACUGCCUGGCGAAGAACUCAGGCCCGAACAUGUCUGGGAUAUGGCUCAUGUCCGAGUUUUCAUGUCCAAUUAUCGAUUGGUGAUCAUUACUUAUAAUAAGCAAGGUGUUACAUCCAUUCCCAACAAUUGUAUCGACUUGAUUGAGAUUUCUAAUGAUGAUGUGUUGAAGCUUUUGACGAGGGAUGGAAGAAUAUUUACGUAAGUUUUAGGUCGUUUAUAAUGUUUUUGUUCAGUUUUAAAGCUGCAGCAUCUGAUGUCGCUCUACAUUUCUACAAGACUAUUCUUCCCUUGACAUGUGGUGGUCAGAGAAUUGAGGAUUCAUUUGCUUAUCGAUUCGCAGUCGCUUGCCAAUCUAAGAAGCCAACUUUCCUGAGGAGAACCCUUUGUAACCACGAAAUGUCGUAUACGAAUGUCUUAAAAGAAUAUAAUAAUUGUGGUUUCAAACCGGAUGAUUGGAGGGUCACCCGGAUCAACGAGGACUUCAGGUAUGUGUAGCUUUUAACUAUAAAUUCGCGUAUGAUUUUAGUGUAUGCGCCUCAUAUCCACAGUUUCUGAUUGUUCCCAGCGAAACUUCUGAUCAAGAAUUCCGAGAUUUCAAGAGAGGCAGAUUCUUUGACAGAUUUCCUACGGCUGUUUGGAGGUCCAAGAAGACUGGGGCUGUGUUGAUGAGGAGUGCUCAGCCGGAAACGAGUUUCUUCGGAUCCCAGCCUGAAGGAGAUGCCAGGUUAUUCGAUGCUAUUAGGAAGAGCUGCAUAAGAGACCGCCCGGAGAAACAACGGAAGGUGUUGAUUGUUGAUGCUCGCUCAUACACUGCAGCAUGGGCUAAUCGAGCAAAAGGCGGAGGUUUUGAAAGUGGAGGUAUGUUUAUAUUAUGGUUUUAUAUUGUCUUUUAGAUGCUUAUGCAAUGACGGAGGUUUUAUUCAUGGGAUUACCAAACAUCCACGCCCUUCGGUAUAGUUUUCAUCAACUCCGACAACUACUCCACGGCCCGGAGAACUUGAAUUUCUUCCAAAAUCUUCAACAAACGAAUUGGUUCCAAUAUCUUUAUAGUCUGAUCUUGUCAGCUCAAAGAUGUGUCGAUGCUUUGUGUAUUGAAGGAAUUUCUGCAUUAGUACAUUGUUCAGAUGGAUGGGACCGAACCAGCCAGAUUGUUUCCCUGACCAAGUUAAUUGCUGAUCCUUUUUAUCGAACAUUCGAGGGCUUUGAGUAUUUGAUUAAUCGAGAGUGGGUCGAGUUUGGUCAUAAAUUCCACGACCGAAAUGGGCUGUGUCCCGAUACAAAUGAGAAGGCGCCCGUCUUUCUCCAAUUCCUCGACGCUGUCCAUCAAUUGUGGCUGAAGAAUCCCGACAGAUUCGAAUUCAAUCAGAGAUACCUCGUAAGUUCUUUUUCUCAUUAUUUGUUUGUUCAUUAUGAUGUGUCAACCAUUAUUUUAGAUGAAAAUAGCCCAACACCACCACUCAGCUCUCUUCGGAACGUUUAUUUUCAACAAUUUCCAAGAGUCGGUGAAUGGAUACAUCUGCAACGCCAACAACUCUUUCAUGACUCCAUUCCAAGUCGGAUCCCCCGAUGAUGAGAGUAUUGUGAAUCUCGGUCGAGUAUCCAUGUUAUCAGUGUUUGAUUACGUUGGAAAACAUAAUCCUUGUUUCAUCAAUCCUGUGUAUGUGAGCGGCAAACGGGGUCGACUGAUGUGUCCCAAAGGUAUGUGGGAAUUGAAUGUGUGGAGAGAAGUGUACUGUUGCACGGAUGUGGAAUCGGUUAUCAAUUGUCCCGAGAGAGCUACAGAGACGCCAAAUCAAGAAGAAAUCAAGGUGAACGGCAUGUCAAGAAGUCAAUCUGCAGCCAGUUUGAACUCCCUGGAACAGGCCAAUGGACAUCAUGUGUCCCAUGGGUCAGCGCAUAAUACAUCCACGGGUUCCCAGCCGGUCCCGUUGUCAUCCACCCCUGUCUCGAACACGUUUCUUCCCACUCUUCCUUCAUCCACAUUCUACAUGAGGAAAGAUCAUAUGAGCUGGAAACAUUACUUGGAUCAUGAUGGACUGUCUCGGGUCCCCAUUGAUUAUGAAGACCGAUUUAUCGAACUUCAUCGUCAUUAUCAAGUAAGUUGUGUUUCGUUUUAAACACUGUUUGUUUAGAAUACGGAUGCCGUUCGGGUCUCCGAGUCCAGUUCUUCAGGCCGUGAAAAUUAUCGGUCUGAGAGUUCAGUAAGUAUUUCAUAGUUGUUAAACAAAUAGAGUAGGCUUUAAGAUGUCGAGUAGAAAGCAGUGAUUCUACUAUCAGUUAUGACAUGUGUGAAGACGAUGUAUUGGCCAGAAAAAAGAGAGAUUCUGUUUCUUCAAAUCUUCUUUUUCCGGUUGAAAUGAACUCUGGCUCCUCUCACUUCGGAUCGUUGGAUGAAGAGAUUACUCGCAAAUGCCGCAUUUGGUAUGUGUUUUUUUGUUUUGUUUUUUUAAAUGCGUAUUUUGUUCCUAAAAUAGAACACUUUUAGCAACACCUCCGUCACCUUUGAAGGUUCCAAUUCUCCGAUGACCACUUCCAACACGACUCUUGUCAACGGUUCAUCUACGGCGUCUUCUCCAUCCAAAAUGAAGAACGGAACUUGUGCUCGAUGUGCCGCUAACCAGGUUCCAAUCCACACCCCCACUGGUAGCAAUAGACUAAUAAUGAGUUGA